Oldenlandia corymbosa var. corymbosa is the source of this 1995-nucleotide messenger RNA. The record is from the annotation of a GenBank genome assembly. NCBI's taxonomy places the organism in Eukaryota, Viridiplantae, Streptophyta, Magnoliopsida, Gentianales, Rubiaceae.
AUGACUAUGGAACUCCGCCGCCAGUUCAUCCACCUCCUCCGUCGCCAGAACCACCACCACUUCCGCCGCUUCUCCACCAAAUACAGCGGACGCGUGGUGGUUCAGACCGAUAACGGCCGUUCCUUCGCCGUUGAAGUUGACAACCCUAUUCCCCAAAACGACGUCAGAGGCUAUCCACUCCCCCGCCGCGACCUUAUUUGCAAGGUCGUUCGCAUGCUCCAACCGCAGUCGUCCACGGCAUCCCACUCCGACCUAUUCGCCGACAUCGCCGAAUACCUCGAAGCACUAGACUUAACGAUUACUCCUUCCGAAGCCUCCGAAAUUUUAAAAUCCCUAAAAUCCACAAACCUAGCCCUCAAAUUCUUCCAAUUUUGCGGCUCCGGCAUUCCUAAAUUUCGGCACAAUGCUUUCACUUACAACCGCAUCCUCCUAAUUCUUUCGAAAUCAUACCUUCCCGACCGCCUUGACCUCGUACGGAAGAUUAUGGACGAAAUGGAUCGUUCAGGAGUUCGGGGCAACAUCUCCACAGUUAAUCUAUUAAUAGGGACUUUCAUUGGUGGGGAAGAGGAUGAUGCUGGAGCUGUUGAGCUGGAAAGAUGUUUGGGAUUGGUCAAAAAAUGGGAAUUGAGAUUGAAUUGCUAUACCUAUAAAUGUCUUCUUCAAGCUUACUUGAGAUUGAAUGAUUCGGAGAAAGCUUUACAACUAUACAGAGAAAUGAGGAAGCAUGGGUAUAAGUUGGACAUCUUUGCCUAUAACAUGCUUCUUGAUGCCCUUGCCAAAGAUGAAAAGGUUGAUCAGGCUUAUAAGCUCUUUCAAGACAUGAAACAGAAGCAUUGUGAACCUGAUGAAUAUACCUACACAAUUUUGAUGAAAAUGACUGGGAAAUUAGGAAAGCCAAAUGAAUCACUUGCCUUCUUCGAGGAAAUGCUUUCAAAGGGACAUUUGCCAAAUUUAAUUGCUUACAAUACCAUUCUUGAAGCUCUGGCUAGGAGCCAAAUAGUUGACAAGAUUCUUUUUAUAUUUUCUAAGAUGGUAGAAGGCAAUUGCCGGCCCAAUGAGUACACAUAUCGUGUCAUUCUAAAUUCUUUGGCUGCAAAGGGUCAACUUGGUAGACUCGAUGAGGUGUUGGAAAUAUCAAGUAAGUACAUGAACAGGUCUAUUUAUGCUUAUUUGGUGAGAACUUUAAGUAAUCUUGGCCAUGCUAGUGAAGCUCACAGGCUGUUUUGUAACAUGUGGAACUUCCAUGAUAAGGGAGAUAAGGGUGCUUAUUUGUCUAUGUUACAGAGCUUGUGCCGUGCGGGCAAGAUGGUAGAGGCAAUAGACUUGCUAGAUAGGAUGCAUGAGAAGGGUAUAAGUAGAGAAACCUUCAUGUAUAACAUUGUCCUCUCUGCUUUGCAAAAAUCAAAACAGAUUACACACAUCAGUGAUCUUUUUGGCAAAAUGAGACAAGAUGGUCCUUCACCAGAUAUAUUCACUUACAACAUUUUGAUCUCUAGCUUUGGUCGAGCUGGAAAAGUUGAUGAAGCUGUCAAAAUAUUUGAAGAUCUUGAGGAGAGCAACUGCAAACCUGAUAUUAUAUCCUAUAACUCAUUGAUCAAUUGUCUUGGCAAAAAUGGAAAUGUCGAUGAAGCGCACAUCCGAUUGAGAGAAAUGCAAGAGUCUGGUUUGAAUCCUGAUGUAGUCACGUACAGCACCAUCAUAGAAUGUUUUGCUAAGACAGAUAAAAUUGACAUGGCUUGUCAGUUGUUUGAAGAGAUGAUUGCAGAAGGCUGUUCUCCAAAUAUUGUGACAUACAAUAUCCUACUUGAGAGUCUUGAACGCUGUGGUAGAACUGCAGAAGCUGUGGAUUUGUAUUCCAAACUUAAAAAACAAGGUCUGACACCAGAUUCAAUAACUUAUUCUAUCAUCGAGCAGUUACAAAGUGGUUCUCAUAAGCCUGUUAGAGUACGGAGGAAAAAUCCAAUUACUGGCUGGGUUGUGAGUCCAUUAAGGUGA